Aspergillus homomorphus CBS 101889 is the source of this 1277-nucleotide messenger RNA. RefSeq names its product lipase family protein. Gene Ontology annotation, biological process: lipid catabolic process. The record is from RefSeq and is a predicted model, not a curated record. The coding region runs from base 235 to 1146 and encodes 303 amino acids. NCBI's taxonomy places the organism in Eukaryota, Fungi, Ascomycota, Eurotiomycetes, Eurotiales, Aspergillaceae. The transcript is spliced from 3 exons.
CUACCGCACACUUUCCGUCGGCCCUAGGAUAAGCGGUGCAGUCGUGACCAAUGCUGGCUGGUUUAAGUCUGACUCUCCGAGCAUGACGGCUAUUAUCACUGCACCCAAGCCUGAAGAAUCCCACGUGGUCAGAGUUAACAAGUUGAAUAGCGCCGGCUCUGUCCCUAUUUCAGGGACAGGAAAUCCGCCCUGUGCUCUGCUGUGCUGUCCCUAGGAGUUUCUUCAACGCACAAGAUGACCGUUCUUGCUCGAUUUCUGACUGUUUUGUCGGUACUGGCGCCUCUGAGCCAGGCCUAUCCUGCUCUUCAAACACGCGACAUCUCUCUCAAUCAGCUCAGCGAUUUCACAUUCUGGGUGCAGUACGCCAACGCGGCCUACUGCGCCAACAACUAUGAUCCCAAUUCAGCCGGAACGAAGGUUGGCUGUCUGGACAGCGGAUGUCCGGAGGUAGAAGCCACCAACACCACUAUCGCUUUUGCUUUCUCAGGCACCACCCUCACCGACACGGCUGGCUUCGUCGCAAUCGACCACACGAACAAGCACGUGGUACUUUCUUUCCGUGGCUCAUUUUCCAUCCGCAACUGGAUCACCGACGCAAUCGUUUUCUUCACGGACCCGGAACUCUGCACCGGCUGUCGGGCGGAGCUCGGCUUCUGGAGCGCCUGGACAGGGGUGCGCGACGGGGUGAUCCAGCAACUCCAAGACCUGGAGGCGGAGUAUAGCCACUAUGACCUCGUCUUAGUCGGACACAGCCUGGGCGCCGCCAUUGCGACUCUUGCGGGUGCGGACCUCCGCUCCAGAGGCCACAAGCUGACGGUGUACGCAUACGGAUCGCCGCGGGUGGGCAACGAGGAGCUGGCGCAGUUCAUCACCGACCAGGGGAAUAACUACCGGUUCACGCACACGAGUGACCCCGUCCCGAAGUUGCCGUUGCUGAUCAUGAACUACGUCCAUAUCAGCCCCGAGUACCAUAUCUCCGCGGGGAACAACGUCACCGUCCGGCCACAGGAUGUGGAGGUGUACCAGGGCCAUGUCAAUUUUGCUGGCAACACGGGGACUGGCCUGCCUUUGCUGACGGAUUUCCCAGACCAUUCAUGGUAUUUCCGGCGGGCGGAUGGUUGCAAGGGAGAAGGUCUUCCGUUUUGAGGGCGCGAUGAAUAUAGACUUUUCUCUUUUCGGACCUGAUACCAGGACUUGUUGUAAUAGUUAUAUACUCCGUCCUUUAGUCACUCCUGCUAGUUCAUGAUUGCAGUCACGCUAGUAUGCGGACUCAGAUA